Molecule: messenger RNA, 1317 nt
Organism: Limulus polyphemus (Atlantic horseshoe crab)
Lineage: Eukaryota; Metazoa; Arthropoda; Merostomata; Xiphosura; Limulidae
Product: transcription factor Sox-10-like
Biological process (GO): regulation of transcription by RNA polymerase II
Cellular component (GO): nucleus
Molecular function (GO): DNA-binding transcription factor activity, RNA polymerase II-specific; RNA polymerase II cis-regulatory region sequence-specific DNA binding
Source: RefSeq, a predicted model, not a curated record
ACUUUUAGGACAAGAGGAAAAACGUCCAUUUGUCGAAGAAGCUGACAGAUUAAGACAGGUUCACAAGAAGACUCAUCCUAACUACAAGUAUCAACCACGUAGACGAAAAACAGGAAGGUACCCAGGAAACCAUGGCACUGAGGAGUCAGCCUCAACUAUCCAGGGCGCCACCGUCGUCUUUAGCUCUUUGAAGACAGAAAAUGUUGGAAACUGUUGGUCUUCAGCAGCCACCCAGUGUCCACCCACAACCCCAAACUUCAGGGAGAAUGGUUGGAAGAAAACAGUGGAUAAAUCUAGCAGUCUAGGGUUGCAUGGACAAACUCGUCAACUCGGUCAAACGAUAAAUGUAUCAGGACUGACGUCAGAUACCAUUUGUAACGUGGAUGAUAUUGACGAAUACCUCCCUUCUUUUGAUACUUUGUUGUCAUGGUUGUCAACGCAAGAAGUAACCUGCAGUGCCAAUCUUUUAACCCCCUCUUCAGCGCCUCUAGCUAGCAAUACAGAAAACUACCUUUCAACAAAGGAUAUCCAGAAUCCAGGUGACUCUUUACCUGAUGUCGUACCGUCUCUAAGCAACAGAUGCUUAUCCGAAAAGACCUGUCGUGAAGUUAAUCCUGAGGGUUUAUUCCCAACACCUGUGAAUCCAACAAUGGUUGAAGUUCUAAAUGGGGAUAACACCCCCAACGAGAUACAAUCGGACGAACCUGUCAAGUUCCACGAACUUGCCCCCGUCAAUAGGCCACGCAAACCGACGUAUAAUUUACCUGUUGCGUUAGAGGGCGCUGUAAACGUCCACUAUAAUAAUAGUCGCCAAAGAAACGUUUCUCCAGACUUUUCCUUCAGUGGUCAGAAGAUGGAUUCUUCUAUUUUCUGUCAAAAAUAUGAUACUCCAUAUCAUCAGUAUCCAGUUUCCAGUGUAAAGUCCGGAAUUACUGGAUCCACGUUAUAAAGUGCUGGAUUACAGAAUACAUAUUAUAAAGUCCAUUAUUACAGGAUCUGCUUCGUAAAGUUACACUAAAUAAUAUCAACCGUUUGGAGUUCACUCGCUGGAUAUGCUUGAAAUUAUGAAUGACUAAACCUAUAAAAACAAGUGUGAACUAACAAAAAUCCGAAAUUUGUAUUUAAUCCACUUCAGACGAAGAAACCGCACAUUUAUUACAAGUUUUAGUGUAUUUAAUCCACUUCAGACGAAGAAACCGCACAUCUAUUAAAAGUUUCAGUGUAUUUAAUCCACUUCAGACGAAGAAACCGCACAUCUAUUAAAAGUUUCAGUGUAUUUAAUCCACUUCAGACGAAGAAACCGCACAUCUAUUAAAA